Messenger RNA from Astrephomene gubernaculifera, 373 nucleotides. NCBI's taxonomy places the organism in Eukaryota, Viridiplantae, Chlorophyta, Chlorophyceae, Chlamydomonadales, Astrephomenaceae. The record is from the annotation of a GenBank genome assembly.
GAGACCGCCAUCUCCUCCUCGCUGUCGCACCCAAACAUCGUGCAGACCUACACCUACGCUGUGCUGCCGGUCAAGGGCGAGACGGGCGCACUGGACACGCCGCUGGGGCCGGGUGCGAGUGUGACGCUGGACAGCACCAGCGCCUUCACCGCCCACCCCCCCGCUUACCCGGGAGGGGCGGAGCAGGCGGGCAACGUGCACAGCUGGGAGGUGCGGCUGGUGCUGGAGUACUGCGACCGGGGCUCCCUGCGCGACGUGCUCAGCAGCACCCUGGCAGCGGCAGCGGCGGCAGCAGGGGGAGGGGCAGGGGCAGGGGGGCCAGCUGCCCCGGGCCCCGCCGCUGCCGCGCUGCUGCCGGCUGUUGGGCAGGCGG